This is a messenger RNA of Talpa occidentalis (Iberian mole), 3372 nucleotides long. It is a transcript of the gene HNRNPUL1, whose product is annotated as heterogeneous nuclear ribonucleoprotein U like 1. The coding region runs from base 330 to 2900 and encodes 856 amino acids. Lineage: Eukaryota; Metazoa; Chordata; Mammalia; Eulipotyphla; Talpidae. The transcript is spliced from 15 exons. The record is from RefSeq and is a predicted model, not a curated record. Gene Ontology annotation, molecular function: protein binding.
UUCCGGCCGCGGCAUCGACGUAGGCCAACGCUUCCUCCUCGGCAGCUUCAGAGCCCUUUCACUGCCUUUCUUUUGAAAGCCGCGCUCUGAUUAGCUGAAUCUCCGGGCUCGCGCCCGUUGCCCCCAAGCGAUGGCCAAUUGACUGCCGUGUUGCAUCGCACGGGGCCACAGAGGAGGGGGAGGUGGCGGCGGCGGCCAUUUUGAGCCGCCGCCGCCAUUGGAGUGGGCCCCCCCCCUUUCCCCCUUCGGCUCCUGACAGGAAAGGUUUAAGGGGGACAGAGCCCUGGGAGGCCGGGCCGGGCUCGGGGGCCGCCCCGGGGGCCCGGGCCAUGGAUGUGCGCCGUCUGAAGGUGAACGAACUUCGCGAGGAGCUGCAGCGCCGCGGCCUGGACACUCGCGGCCUCAAGGCCGAGCUUGCUGAGCGGCUGCAGGCGGCGUUGGAGGCCGAGGAGCCCGACGACGAAAGGGAGCUCGAGGCCGACGACGAACCGGGACGACCCGGGCACGACAACGAGGAGCCCGAGACCGAGGGGGGCUCCGAGCUGGAGGGGACCGCUCAGCCACCGCCCCCCGGCCUGCAGCCGCACCCGGAGCCUGGCGGCUACUCGGGGCCGGAUGGACAUUAUGUCAUGGACAAUAUUCCCAGACAGAACCAAUUCUAUGAGACCCAGGUCAUCAAGCAAGAGAACGAAUCAGGCUACGAAAGGAGACCUCUGGAAAUGGAGCAGCAGCAGGCCUAUCGCCCAGAAGUGAAGACUGAGGUAAAGCAAGAAGCACCCCCCAGCUUCCUCUCUCCUGAAGCAUCUCAACUCAAGCCAGACAGACAGCAAUUCCAGAGUCGCAAGAGGCCUUAUGAAGAAAACCGGGGACGGGGGUACUUCGAACACCGAGAGGAUAGAAGGGGCCGCUCUCCUCAGCCUCCUGCUGAAGAGGAUGAAGAUGACUUUGACGACACCCUUGUUGCCAUUGACACAUAUAAUUGUGAUCUUCACUUCAAAGUGGCCAGAGACCGGAGUAGUGGCUACCCGCUCACAAUUGAGGGCUUUGCAUACCUGUGGUCAGGAGCCCGUGCCAGUUAUGGGAUCAGAAGGGGCCGUGUGUGCUUUGAGAUGAAGAUCAACGAGGAAAUUUCCGUGAAGCACCUUCCAUCAACAGAGCCUGAUCCACACGUUGUCCGCAUUGGCUGGUCCCUGGACUCCUGCAGCACCCAGCUAGGCGAAGAGCCUUUCUCCUAUGGUUAUGGAGGCACUGGGAAGAAGUCCACCAAUAGCCGGUUUGAAAACUACGGAGACAAGUUUGCAGAGAAUGAUGUGAUUGGCUGCUUUGCGGACUUUGAAUGUGGAAAUGAUGUGGAACUUUCCUUUACCAAGAAUGGGAAAUGGAUGGGCAUUGCCUUCCGAAUCCAGAAGGAAGCCUUGGCGGGUCAGGCCCUUUACCCACAUGUCCUGGUGAAGAAUUGUGCAGUAGAAUUCAAUUUCGGCCAGAGGGCAGAGCCCUACUGUUCCGUACUCCCAGGCUUCACAUUCAUCCAGCACCUUCCCCUGAGUGAGCGGAUCCGGGGCACCGUUGGACCAAAGAGCAAGGCAGAGUGUGAGAUUCUGAUGAUGGUGGGCCUGCCUGCUGCCGGCAAGACCACGUGGGCCAUCAAACAUGCAGCCUCCAACCCCUCCAAGAAGUACAACAUCCUGGGUACCAAUGCCAUCAUGGAUAAGAUGCGGGUGAUGGGCCUACGCCGACAGCGGAACUACGCUGGCCGCUGGGACGUUCUGAUCCAGCAGGCCACCCAGUGCCUCAACCGCCUCAUCCAGAUUGCCGCCCGCAAGAAACGCAACUACAUCCUAGAUCAGACAAAUGUUUAUGGGUCAGCCCAGAGACGAAAAAUGAGACCGUUUGAAGGCUUCCAGCGCAAGGCUAUUGUCAUUUGUCCCACCGACGAGGACCUGAAAGACCGAACCAUAAAGCGCACUGACGAAGAAGGGAAGGAUGUCCCAGACCACGCAGUCCUGGAGAUGAAAGCCAACUUCACAUUACCUGAUGUUGGGGACUUCCUGGAUGAGGUGCUGUUCAUUGAGCUUCAGCGAGAGGAAGCAGACAAGCUGGUGAGACAAUACAACGAGGAAGGCCGCAAGGCUGGGCCACCCCCUGAGAAGCGCUUUGACAACCGAGGCAGUGGUGGCUUCCGGGGCCGCGGGGGUGGCGGUGGUUUCCAGCGCUAUGACAACCGAGGUCCACCUGGGGGCAACCGAGGAGGCUUCCAGAACCGAGGAGGCGGCAGUGGUGGAGGAGGCAACUACCGAGGAGGUUUCAACCGCAGUGGAGGUGGUGGCUACAACCAUAAUCGCUGGGGUAACAGCAACCGGGACAACAACAACUCCAACAACAGAGGCAGCUACAACCGGGCUCCCCAGCAGCAGCCACCCCCACAGCAGCCACCGCCCCCACAGCCGCCACCACAACAACCACCACCGCCACCCAGCUACAGCCCUGCUCGGAACCCCCCUGGGGCCAGUGGCUACAACAAGAACAGCAACAUCCCUGGCUCCAGCGCCAAUACCAGCACCCCCACCAUCAGCAGCUACAGCCCUCCACAGCCGAGUUAUAGCCAGCCACCCUACAACCAGGGAGGUUACAGCCAGGGCUACACGGCCCCACCACCUCCGCCUCCGCCACCACCUGCCUACAACUACGGGAGCUACGGCGGCUACAAUCCAGCCCCCUAUACCCCACCACCACCCCCCACUGCACAGACCUACCCCCAGCCCAGCUAUAAUCAGUAUCAGCAGUAUGCCCAGCAGUGGAACCAGUACUAUCAAAACCAGGGCCAGUGGCCGCCAUACUACGGGAACUACGACUAUGGGAGUUACUCCGGGAGCACACAAGGGGGCACAAGCACACAGUAGCCAUGCUCCCGUGGCCCCCAAAGGCCCCUGCCGGCUUCCUCCACCAGCGCCCACCUCGGCCCUCUCGUCUGCCCCCACCGGGUCCCUUGGUGCUGGGGAACGGGGUCAUCCCAGGGCUGCCUCCCUCUGGCCCAUUGCCUCCCCUAAGAGGGGCUUCUGCCCCCAUAUGGGGCCAGGCAUUUUUCUCUGGAUUCAAACAGGCAACAAUGACCUUUCAUUUUCUUUUUGUCCCCCUACCUCCCUUCUCCACAUCCUUCUCCUUUCUUCCUUUUUGACUAAAGUACACCCCCCACACACACAGCCCUUGGUCAUACAGUGAGGCUGUGGUGGCUGAGGGGAAGACCCCUUCCUGUCCACUUACCCCAGCCCUGCUCUAGCCCCUCAGCUUCCCAGAUCUUCAUGCAGUUGGUUGUAAAUUCUUCCAAAAGCUGUUUUUCUGUCUACUUUUCAGGAUUAAAAAAAAAAAUCAAAA